CGAGUAAGCAAUUAGUAAAUAACAGUAAGUCGACAAUGAACGACGCUAUAGCUUGUAUAGAUAGAGUGGUAUUGGGCAUAUCGGAAGGACGGAGCCUCUGCACCGGGAAGCUGAUAAAAGAGUCGAGUUACUAGUUACUUUUUAGUUAUUCGGUAUAACUACAUAUCUGGUGUAGCACGAGUUCAAAUGUAAACGUAAUGCUUUAAAGUGUUCAUGUGAAGUGUUAAAUAACGCAGUAGUUACGAAAAUGGAAGCGACUUUACGAUGGAGGUAUUUUAUUUUGAUCAUUUUCAUCUUGAAUUUAGCCAUUAUCGGACUAGAAUGCAAAGAUAACAAUAAAGAUCCUGCCGAUAUAUGUUCUAAAAAUCCUUGUUAUAACGGCGGCAAAUGUUCCCAAACUUCAGUUCAUCCAGGUUACAAAUGUUCAUGUUCCGGUACUGGAUAUUAUGGCAAUAGAUGCCAAAAUCAAUGUUCGAAAUCUGGCGAAAAAGAAAAACAGAAAAGAAUGGCUGCUACACCGCCAGAAUGUAUCGUAAUAUAAAUUUAUUGAUUUGUAAUGCUAAUUAAGGAAUAAAUUUAAUUUUUUCAUAAUAAAUCAAAGACCAAUUUGCGUACAUAUUUGAGAUAAUUUUUUUUUUUUUUUGAUAAAAAUAAAUUAUAAUAGGUAUGUGCAUUUUAUUCAAGUAUUUUUCUUUUUAUACAAAUAUUAAUAAAUAAUCAACGAUA
Planococcus citri (citrus mealybug) is the source of this 726-nucleotide messenger RNA. RefSeq names its product neurogenic locus notch homolog protein 2-like. The transcript is spliced from 3 exons. Bases 248 to 541 code for a protein of 97 amino acids. The record is from RefSeq and is a predicted model, not a curated record. Lineage: Eukaryota; Metazoa; Arthropoda; Insecta; Hemiptera; Pseudococcidae.